CAGCAUCGAUAUUUACAAAUUGUUAGUGUCGGUUUAGCAUGUUGGCAGUUGACUGCCUGUUUCGGAACGUGUUGGUUGAAGUCCUAUCGUUGUGCUGACAAUAAUUCGUUCGGUUCAUAAUGUCGGAAGAAAAGAAGACCGAAUAUCUGAAAACGGUUCUGCCAGGUAAAAUACUGCAGCAGUUAAAUCGCGAUGGGGACGAGAUACUGAAGGUGGAAUUAACUACUCCGGAGCAACUGGAUGGAUUUAUGUCAACUAUUCAUCGCUUAGUAUUGGUAGUGAGAAGGGGGAAACUGGGUGAGGAGGAAACAUUAAAUCUCAUGGUGAAGGUGAUGAAAGGGGACGACUCAUUUCGCGAGAACUGCAAAGCAAUCAUUCAAUUCUCGAAUGAAAUUUACAUAUAUUCUGAAGUACUGCCGUAUUUUAAACAACUACUUCUUUCUAGUGGCAGCCUUAUCAGUGGCAAUGAGUGGUGCCCACGAGUAGUAUUUGCUGCUGCGGGAAAGUUUCCAGAGUACAGUGAUCAAUAUGAAACGAUACUUGCAAUGGAGAACAUUUCAUUUGAAGGGUUCAUAUCUGGACCGCGAAAUGAUUUAGAUAAAGACCAUCUGGUGCUGAUGGCUAGAAAAAUCGCUCAGUUCCACGCAUGCACGUAUGCAAUGAGAAUAAUAAAAGAUAAAAAUUUAGAUCGGCUUGUACAGGGAAUAACACCAUUGAACUUUGUGGAGGGUGAAAAAGAAUUCCAUAGCUAUGCCGUAUUAAUACGACUGGGACUAGAGCGAGUGCUGGAAUAUAUAGAUGCACACCCAAAGGUACUGGAUAGCGAACAGUUCAAACUCGAUAUUAGCAAAUUACGAAACAAGUACGGUAAAUCACCUGUUCAUCUCCUGCAGAAGUUUUUGGAGCGGAACGAGUAUUCUGUAAUUUUGCAUGGCGACUACAACCGGAACAAUGUUCUUUUCAAGUACGAAGACGGGAAACCAGUCGACAUUCGAAUGUUCGAUUUUCAAGAAAACCGCUACGGCACUCCUUCGAUCGAUUUAACAUUUUUCAUGUGCAUGAGUAUGCCAACCGGUCUGAGAGAGCUUAUGUGGAACCCUCUGCUUGAACAAUACCACGAAAGUCUCCUGCAAACAUUAACCGGUAUUUUAAAAUGUGAACCGGAUGACAAACGGUUGGAGCCCUACACUUUCGAUAAUUUCAAGAAACAUUUGACUAGAUUCGGUCUCUAUGGAGGUUUGGUUGCGGCACAUUUUCUACCGUGGAUGAUGAGUCCGGAAGAGGAAUGUGCACAGCUUUCUUACCAUUUCGCGAAGGACCUUGAUUCACCAGAGAUGAAACACUGGACCAUGGUUAGUGGUGGAGAAGCAGUAGACAAGCGACUUGUCGAAAUUUUCAGGCAACUCAGUCAACUGGGAUACUUUUCCAUUAUCGAUGAAUAGUUGGUGGUUGAAAGAGUACAACGAUUAAUAUUUAAUAUUCAAAAUGUACAGGGAUAAUCAUAAUACGUAGGAAAAAUAUAUUAUUCUUUUAUUUAAAA
Molecule: messenger RNA, 1540 nt
Organism: Topomyia yanbarensis
Lineage: Eukaryota; Metazoa; Arthropoda; Insecta; Diptera; Culicidae
Exons: 2
Coding region: 120-1442 (440 amino acids)
Source: RefSeq, a predicted model, not a curated record